AUGAUGUUGUCCAAUAAUUGCAGAAUUAAUAGCUAUUUAAUAACUUCUCAAAUUGGCGAAGGUGCGUACGGUCUGGUUUACCGUGCAGUAGAUAUUCGUACGGAUAAGGAAUACGCUAUCAAAGCGGUAGUUCAAAAUUGCAGCGUCAGCAAUGAGAUUCUCGUAAAUGAAGGUGAGAUGUACAAGAAUAGCGCCAAAUUACAGAGAAAACUCGCUAAGCUUUUCAAAGAAUCAAAAAAUGUUGUAAGAGUGCCCUCCAUCGAUCUGAAGUCGAUCGAGGAUAUGUCAGAAGAGGAUUUCGAGAAACUGCCUCACUACAAAGAGAUUUCUUUACAUUUGAGGGUUCAUCGUCAUAAAAAUAUUGUCACCAUACAUGAGGUCCUGCAAUCUACAAUCUGUACGUUCAUAGUCAUGGACUAUUACCCAACAGACCUAUUUACAUCUAUUGUAGAAAAUAAACAUUUCGUCACUAAUGGUUUGCUUGUCAAAAAGGUCUUCCUACAAAUAUGUUCAGCCAUUAGUUAUUGCCAUGACCACGGUAUCUAUCAUUGUGAUAUCAAGCCUGAGAACUUGCUACUAGAUACGGAUGAUAAUGUUUUCCUUUGCGAUUUUGGUCUAUCCACCACUUCUACAUACAUCAGGCCAAACGUUUGUAUUGGCAGCUCGUAUUACAUGCCCCCUGAAAGAAUCUCGUUUGAUAAUGGGAAAAUUUCCUUUUCGAAAAGUAAAGGUCAUAAAGUAAAGAAAUUUUGUCCCUCAUGUAACGGUGAUCUAUGGUCAUUAGGUAUCAUCCUUAUCAACUUGACAUGUAUCAGAAACCCUUGGCUAAAAGCCGACAAAAGUGAGGAUAAUACUUACUACUACUUUACCAAAGACCCCAAUAUUUUGAAGCAGAUUCUGCCUCUCUCUGGUGACUUUUAUUCAUUAUUGUCCAAGAUUUUACAAGUGAAUCCAAAAAACAGAAUAGGCUUGCAAGAAGUGAUGAAAGAGGUUAGUUCCAUUACGAGUUUCACGAACAAGGGCCCCUUAUCAAAAGUUCCUCCUCUUCCCAAAUCUGUUUACGAAAGGUUCACUAGCCCUGUCGAUAGCACAAAUAAAAGUUUAUCACCGAAGCAAUACUCGCAUGUACGCAAAAGUAGUAAGGCUCACAAUAAUUUGCCUUAUACGUCUUCAAGUGACGAAGAUGACGACAGUGGCAGUCGCAGUGGCAGUCUCGGGACGCUAGAUACAGACACUGGAUUGCACUCUUCAUUUACAAGCACUUCCUGUGAGUCCGAUAAUGAAUGUUCUAAGAUUUCUAGUAAGUUUUCCUUGUUCGAAAAAAAAUUCAAUGAACUUCAUAUGAGUUCCUCUUCUUUAACAGACUAG
This is a messenger RNA of Saccharomyces mikatae IFO 1815, 1368 nucleotides long. It is a transcript of the gene VHS1, whose product is annotated as putative serine/threonine protein kinase VHS1. Gene Ontology annotation, biological process: intracellular signal transduction; protein phosphorylation. Bases 1 to 1368 code for a protein of 455 amino acids. Gene Ontology annotation, molecular function: protein serine/threonine kinase activity; ATP binding. The record is from RefSeq and is a predicted model, not a curated record. The transcript has a single exon. NCBI's taxonomy places the organism in Eukaryota, Fungi, Ascomycota, Saccharomycetes, Saccharomycetales, Saccharomycetaceae.